Cyprinus carpio (common carp) is the source of this 7209-nucleotide messenger RNA. RefSeq names its product ATP-binding cassette sub-family C member 9-like. Gene Ontology annotation, molecular function: ABC-type transporter activity; ATP binding; sulfonylurea receptor activity. Lineage: Eukaryota; Metazoa; Chordata; Actinopteri; Cypriniformes; Cyprinidae. The record is from RefSeq and is a predicted model, not a curated record. Gene Ontology annotation, cellular component: membrane. Gene Ontology annotation, biological process: transmembrane transport; potassium ion transport.
CAUUGUGCAUGACUUCCAGUUCUUUAUGUGGAGUAAUGUACCGCGCAUGCCAUAUUCUCUCUUUCUUUUAGUCAUCCAGCCGCCAGUAAAUCCUCUUUAGUUUAGUGAGUAAUAUUAUGCACCUGUCAGUGAAUCUUCAGUAUGCUCCAUUUAUUCUUAUUGUGACCUACAUCAGGGAGAUGGAUAUAAACGGAGGUGACAUCAGGAGCAGACACGCUCGUGCACGGGCAUCCCUCCAUACCUGACGCCAUAGCAACGCUAUGCAGAAUCAGUGAUGCGCUCUUUCUUCAAUACAGCAAGGACAAGGAGAUACAGCACCAUCGUGUUCACUGUCUAACCGCUGAUUUUGGAGCUGGUUUACUUCAUGUAUCGAUGACAAAACCUACAACCGGAGACAUCUAGCAGGGUCUGUACAUUCAUGCCAACAUUCCUGUUCAAGUUUGGAAAUACGAUCCAAGAACUAGAGAGAGAGAGAGAGAGAGAGAGAGACCAUGAGCAGCUGAUACACCGCAGCUAAAAAUAAUAUUCCCUGUAAAUUACUGUCUCGAACACCAGGCAACGGGCAUGAAAAGCUACUAAAGCAGAGCAAUUAUUUCGGCUCCUUUAGCCCAGUCAAGUGACAUGGCCUUGUCUUUCUGUGGGAACGACAGAGGUAGUAAUGCCUACAGCGUGGACAAAGGAGUCCUGGACAAUGGCUGCUUCGUGGACGCCCUCAACCUCGUCCCUCAUGUAUUUCUUCUCUUCAUCACCUUCCCUAUCCUCUUCAUUGGUUGGGGUAGCCAGAGUUCAAAGGUGCAGAUCCAUCAUAACACCUGGCUGCACUUUCCUGGCCACAGUCUGCGCUGGAUCCUGACCUUCACACUGCUGUUUGUGCACGUGUGCGAGAUCGCCGAGGGAAUCGUCUCCAAUACGCAGAUGGAGUCCAAUCACUUGCACCUCUUCAUGCCAGCACUGAUGGGCUUCAUAGCGGCAACGACCUCAGUCGUAUACUAUCACAAUAUAGAAACAGCCAAUUUCCCCAAACUGCUGCUGGCCUUAUUUAUAUACUGGAUUCUGGCUUUCAUCACCAAGAUGAUAAAGUUAUGGAAGUUUGCAGAUGCGAGCCUUGGGGUGCAACAUCUCCGUUUCUGUAUCACAGCUUUGCUUGUGGUGCUGUACGGCCUGCUCAUGGCUGUCGAGAUCAACGUUAUCAGAGUCAGGAAGUACGUGUUCUUUGCGAACCCCCAGAAGGUCAAGCCCGCAGAAGACUUGCAGGACUUGGGUGUGCGAUUCCUCCAGCCCUUUGUCAACCUCCUCUCUAAAUCAACAUACUGGUGGAUGAACCCGCUCAUCAUUGGAGCCCACAAGAGACCCAUUGAGCUGAAGAAGAUUGGAAAACUUCCAAUCGCGAUGAGGGCGUUGACUAACUAUAUGCGUCUGAAAGACUCCUAUGAGGAACAGAGGCAGAAAACAGAGGACCCAGAUAAAUCCCCAUCCAUCUGGAAAUCCAUGUACCGGGCAUUUGGGGGGUCAAUACUCCUCAGCAGCACUUUGCGGUACAUGGCAGACUUGCUGGGCUUUGCCGGGCCACUCUGCAUCUCUGGGAUUGUGGAACACCUGGAUAGUUCAACAGAGAUUGACAGGACAAAUAAGACAGCGAACAUGACUUUCGGGGUGUACUUCAUGUCUUCCACUGAGCUGCUGCAGAAUACGUCUGUUCUGGCUGUUCUGCUGUUCUUGGCACUCGUGCUGCAGCGAACAUUCCUGCAGGCCUCCUACUAUGUCACGAUAGAAACCGGCAUUAACCUACGCGGGGCGCUGCUUGCAAUGAUCUACAAUAAAAUUCUGCGCCUCUCCACUUCAAACAUGUCCAUGGGAGAGAUGACCCUCAGCCAGAUCAACAAUCUCGUUGCCAUAGAAACCAAUCAGCUCAUGUGGUUUCUCUUCUUAUGCCCCAAUCUGUGGGCCAUGCCAGUUCAGAUCAUUAUGGGAGUCAUCCUGCUGUAUUAUUUGUUGGGUGACAGUGCGUUGAUAGGGGCCGGCGUCAUUUUGCUCCUGGCCCCGGUUCAGUACCUCAUCGCUACAAAGUUGGCAGACACACAAAAGAGCACGCUGGACUACUCAACAGACCGUCUUAAAAAGACAACAGAGAUCCUGAAGGGAAUAAAGCUGCUGAAGCUCUAUGCCUGGGAGAACAUCUUCUGUGACCGUGUAGAAGAGACCAGAGGAAAAGAGCUGACCAGUCUCAAGACUUUCGCCCUCUACACAUCAAUGUCCAUAUUUAUGAAUGCCGCCAUCCCCAUUGCUGCAGUGUUGGCGACAUUUGUCACACAUGCCUAUAUUGAAGAGGUCAGGCUCAGUCCAGCCAAGGCAUUUGCCUCUUUGGCUCUAUUCCACAUCCUGGUCACUCCACUCUUCCUGUUAUCCACGGUGGUCAGGUUUGCCGUUAAGGCCCUUGUCAGUGUACAGAAGCUCAGCGAGUUCCUGCAGAGCGAUGAGCUUGGAGAUGACAGCUGGAGAAACACAGAAAUGUCCAUGUCUCUAGAGGUCGGCAAGAAAUACAAACACCAUGGGGAUACGAAGACUAUCAACAGGAAGGGCCGUUAUCGUAUGGAUAACUACGAGCAGCCCAUGCGCAGGCAGCUGCGGCCCACAGAGACUGAAGAUGUCGCCGUACAGGUGAAUGAUGGCUUCUUCACAUGGGGAAGCAACUUGUCGACGCUGUCGGACAUCAACAUCCGAAUCCCUACAGGUCAGCUGACCAUGAUUGUGGGCCAGGUGGGUUGUGGGAAAUCAUCCCUGUUAUUGGCCAUGCUGGGGGAGAUGCAGACGAUCAGUGGGAAAGUCUACUGGAGCAACCUGCCUGGUUAUGAGAUACUCUUCGAUGGGAGCAUAAGCGGGCACGAUAACGGCCUGUCUCAUGAAGAACUGAGUAAAAACAGAUACUCUGUGGCCUACGCAGCGCAGAAGUCAUGGCUGCUGAACGCCACUGUAGAGGAAAACAUCACGUUUGGAAGUCCUUUCAAUAAACAGAGAUACAAAGCUGUGAUUGAUGCCUGCUCGCUUCAACCAGAUAUCGACCUCCUUCCUUUUGGAGACCAGACUGAAAUUGGAGAACGGGGUAUUAAUCUCAGUGGUGGUCAGCGACAACGGAUCUGUGUGGCCAGAGCUCUAUAUCAGAACACCAACAUUGUUUUCCUGGAUGACCCGUUCUCUGCCCUGGACAUCCACCUCAGUGAUCAUCUGAUGCAGGAGGGGAUACUGAAGUUCCUUCAGGAUGACAAACGGACAGUGGUCUUGGUCACUCAUAAGCUGCAGUACCUCAUCCAUGCUGACUGGAUAAUAGCCAUGAAGGACGGUUCAGUGCUGAGAGAGGGGACCUUAAAGGAUAUCCAGACUCAUGAUGUGGAACUCUAUGAGCACUGGAAGACCCUGAUGAACAGACAAGACCAGGAGCUUGAAAAGGAGACUGAAAUGGAGAGUCAGACCACUCUGGAGAGGAAGACUUUGAGGAGAGCUUUCUAUUCCAGAGAGGCAAAGAGCCAGACUGACGAUGAGGAUGAAGAGGAGGAGGUGGAGGAGGAUGAUGAUGACAACAUGUCCACCACCACCAGCCGCCGUUCUAAGAUCCCAUGGAAGAUGUGCUGCCGUUACCUUUCCUCUGGUGGCUUCCUCAUGGUCUUCCUGAUGGUGUUGUCCAAGCUGGCCAAGCACUCGGUUAUGGUGGCCAUCGACUAUUGGCUAGCAGCUUGGACUUCCUCAAACCCGCAUAACCAAAGUCUCGCCGAUCCAUUUAUCAAUGCAACCAAUUACACAAAGAAUGAUGACACACAGAUCGCUGAGGUGACACAUCACUGCCUUCUCCUCUUUCAAAUGUUGUCUUUAAUAUUGUACAUUAUAGUUAUACUGAAGUGGAGCUCUUUGGGUGUUUUACAGCAUCGCUCCUACGUGCCAGUGUUUAUUAUCCUGUGUGGAGCUGCGAUAGCACUUUGCCUCAUCACUUCCCUAACCGUGGAGUUUCUAGGAGUGGCUGCAGCUACAAACCUCCAUCACAACCUCCUUAACAAGAUCAUUCACGCUCCCAUCAGAUUCUUUGAUGUCACACCACUUGGACAAAUCCUGAACCGUUUCUCAGCGGACACCAACAUCAUCGAUCAGCACAUUCCCCAGACACUAGAGUCUCUCACUCGCUCCACUCUGCUAUGUCUCUCAGCAAUUGGAGUCAUUGCUUUUGUCACCCCUGCUUUCCUCAUUGCACUGGUGCCCCUCAUGGUGGCCUUCUACUUCAUUCAGAAGUACUUCCGGGUUGCUUCCAAAGAUCUGCAAGAUCUCGAUGACUCCACUCAGCUGCCUCUUCUCUGUUAUUUCUCUGAGACUGCAGAGGGCCUCACCACCAUUCGAGCGUUCAGGCACGAGGCUCGUUUUAAGCAGCGGAUGUUGGAGCUUACGGACACCAACAACACAGCCUACCUGUUUCUCUCUGCUGCCAACCGGUGGCUGGAGGUCAGAACUGAUUAUCUGGGUGCUGUGAUUGUCCUCACUGCAGCAGUGGCAGCGAUCUGGACCUCAUCUCAGUCUGGUCUGGUUGGACUUGGUCUAACAUAUGCCCUCACUGUGACAAACUACCUGAACUGGGUGGUGAGGAAUCUGUCAGACCUGGAAGUCCAGAUGGCUGCAGUAAAGAAAGUCAACAGCUUCCUGAGCACAGAAUCUGAGAACUAUGAGGGAUCCAUGGAUGUCUCACAGGUACCGAAAGACUGGCCGCAGCAUGGCGAGAUCAAGAUCCAAGAUCUGUGUGUCCGUUAUGACACCAUGCUCAAACCAGUCCUCAAACACAUCAAUGCAUACAUUAACCCUGGGCAAAAGGUGGGCAUCUGUGGUAGAACGGGCAGUGGAAAAUCUUCGCUGUCUCUGGCCUUUUUUAACAUGGUGGAUGUUUUUGAAGGAAAGAUUGUGAUUGAUGGCAUUGACAUUUGCAAGCUUCCACUCCAAACCCUGAGAUCCCGUCUGUCAAUCAUUCUGCAGGAUCCAGUGCUGUUCAGUGGCUCCAUCCGGUUAAAUCUUGACCCCGAGUGCACUUGCACUGAUGACAGGCUUUGGGAAGCGCUUGAAAUUGCCCAGUUAAAGAAUAUGGUGAAAGCACUCCCAGGGGGAUUGGACGCUGUGGUGACAGAAGGAGGGGAGAACUUCAGCGUGGGACAAAGACAGCUCUUCUGUCUUGCCCGGGCAUUUGUCCGCAAAAGCAGCAUCCUAAUUAUGGAUGAGGCAACAGCUUCUAUAGACAUGGCCACGGAAAAUAUUCUUCAGAAAGUGGUGAUGACUGCAUUUGCUGAUCGGACGGUUGUCACUAUAGCACAUCGAGUCCACACUAUCCUGACAGCUGAUCUAGUUAUUGUGAUGAAGCGAGGAAGCAUCAUGGAGUAUGGAAAACCAGAGAUUCUCAUGGAACAAGAGGACAGCUUAUUUGCAUCCUUCGUCAAAGCUGACAUGUAGUCUCACUCAUCUCCGUUACCACAUUGGUUUAUACCACUUAAGGCCUUAUAAAAAAAAUGACAGCCAUUUUUGGAAGUUGCAUCGGAAAGGACUGGACUAAACACAGACUCUGAACUGUUAUUGUUUUAUAUGAACACUAAGUACAGUAUUAUACUCUUUUUUUUUUUUUAGCAUUUGUUAUCUUACCACUGUUUUUUGAUGAUACAUGUACUCUGAAAUGCAUAAGCAAUAAGCAUUUAUCUACUGUGUUUUGAUAAGUACCAACACUGUACAGAGCAUGUCUGCCCGGCUGAGGCCUGAUGCUCUUGUCUGUCUGUCUGAAGUGCAUUGCUGAUACAGAUUUAGGGAAGGAGGACAAAUAUAGCUGGCUCCCCAAAGCCUGCACCCGCACAUGCCUGUGAAUGCACUCUUGACAGAAUCGUGAGCCCUUGCUUUCUGAGAGUCCUGCAAUGUCCCCCAGAUAAACCCUAAUGUGUUUGUCAUACCCUAAAUACAAAACUGAUUGUAUUUUAUACUUUGUACAGUAUUUCUCUAAUGCUAAUUACUUAACCAAGAGCUUAUUUUCAGUUUCUUCUUUGGUGACAAUGUUGUGUCAGUCUUACUACAGUAACAUUAGAUUUUACUUAUUUGCUCCUUAUCCAAAACCCUAACAGGGUGAAUUUCACUAAAUAAAUAAAUAAAACCUUUCACUUAGAAGUAACCAAAAUAAAAAAAAUAAAAAAAAAUUGACAAUUAUUCCUUUUUAGGACCAUUUUUUUUAAGGUAGAACAUAAUAAAGAGGUUUAAUUAAACAUAAAAAUAUAUAUUUUAUAAAAUGUAACAUACGUGUAAAUAUGUCUAAAAUAUAUACAUGUAUGUAUUCAUCUAUACACUACACAUACAUAGCCUAUAUUAUGCAAAAAAAAAAUAAUAAUACGUUUAAUUUUGGAUGUGAUUAAUAGAUUUCAAAUCCCUAAUAUAUACACACCAUUAUAUUUUUAUGCAUAGGCUACUCUAAGCAAAGAGGCCUACACUUUUCAAAUACACUACAAGUUAAAUAUCAUUUCAAACCAUGUGAUUUUUCUCUCCUAACCCGCUAUGACGUUUUAUUAUGGGGAUGUCAAAACGAGUUUGCAGUCUUUGUACAGCCAAGCGAUAUAUUGUACACAUAACGUCCUUUGUUUCUCUCCCUAGUGCAAGUCUGUACCCUCACUUCACUUUUACCCUUCAGUUUCUUUAUUUGAUCGCUCUGUUUUCUGGAAGUAACAAGCAAAGAUGACCUAAACAAUAUGUUUUAAGUGACUCUUUGUCCCUGCAGUAAAACGAUGCAUUCCUCCGCCUGCGACCACUUGUGGGAAAUCGUUCCGUUUACUGCACGCUGUCUGUCAGGGCUGGAGAUCUGAUGUAUCUAGUAUUUGCAGUAAGCUGUGAUGUCACACUUGAGCAGUGAUAUUCCAGUAACUUGUGAACGCAACCAUGUGCGUAAAACUGCAGCUUAACACACUCUGGUGAUGUGUAAACAUGACGUAAAUCUUCCCUGCGAGCCAACAGCAGCACAUUUCAGUCAAAAACGUUUCAAGUUUUUAUGUUAUUACUGCUAAGCUCAGGUAUUUGCAUGUUAGUAAUGAUGGACUGUUUUAAAUGUACAUAUGUAAUUAAUAUGGCAUUUGUACCAUAAGCAUUUAACAGCAUUAUGGUGUGUGCCUUUUGUUUUUUACACAUGAAAAUAAAAUAAAAAUUGCUUCGUGUGUUUGCUUA